Plenodomus lingam JN3 is the source of this 1839-nucleotide messenger RNA. RefSeq names its product GTPase required for pre-60S ribosomal subunit nuclear export and maturation (gene NOG2). Lineage: Eukaryota; Fungi; Ascomycota; Dothideomycetes; Pleosporales; Leptosphaeriaceae. Gene Ontology annotation, molecular function: GTP binding. Gene Ontology annotation, cellular component: nucleolus. The record is from RefSeq and is a predicted model, not a curated record.
AUGGGUACACAGAAGAAGGAAGCGAACCGCAAGGAGCGCCAGGGUAAAACCGGCGAUGGCAUGGGCAAUGUCAAGGUCAAGGGCGAGAAUUUCUACCGAUCUGCGAAGAAGGUCAAGGUCCUCAAGCGCCUUACUGGUGGCACAGCUCAGCGCAAUGCCAAAGGAGACAUCACCAAGGCCGCCGCGUAUCAGACGCGCGAGGCACCCAUUGCCCGCGUUGAACCCAAUCGCAAGUGGUUCAACAACACCAGAGUCAUAUCCCAGGAUGCCCUCGACUCCUUCCGCUCGGCAGUUCAGGCGCAGUCGUCGAAUCCCCACACCUAUCUCAUGAAGCGCAACAAGCUACCCAUGAGCUUGAUUGAGGAAAAGGGCAACAUCAACGGUCUGAAGGAGCACGCUGCCAAAAUCGCCGUCGACUCCCAACCCUUUGCGGAGACUUUUGGGCCCAAGGCCCAGCGCAAGAGGCCGAAACUCGACUUCAGUUCCAUUCAAGACCUGGCUGGCCGUACUGGCACCAUGCAUGAAACCUAUCUCGAGAGACUAGAGCAGGCCAGGCUACUCUCGGGCACCUCAGGCGACAACGAAGAGAGCGAGAAUGCGACCAACCCCAACAACCCUGAUGGUGAGCUUACAUCGGCAAGAGAGUUCAUCUUCAUGAAGGGAACAAGUAAGCGUAUCUGGAACGAGCUGUACAAGGUUAUCGACUCCAGCGAUGUCAUUCUCCACGUUCUCGACGCUCGCGAUCCUGAUGGAACCCGGUGUCGCAGUGUGGAAAAAUACAUUCGCACAGAAGCACCGCACAAACAUCUGGUAUUUGUGCUGAACAAGGUUGAUCUUGUUCCGUCCAAAGUAGCUGCUGCCUGGGUUCGUCAUUUAAGCAGAGAAUUUCCCACGCUUGCUUUUCACGCAAAUAUCAACAACAGUUUUGGCAAGGGAUCUCUCAUCGCUCUUCUGCGCCAAUUCUCUUCUCUCCAUAGCGACCGCAAGCAAAUCUCAGUUGGCAUGGUUGGCUAUCCCAACACUGGCAAGUCCUCCAUCAUCAACACCCUGCGAAAGAAAAAGGUCUGCGUUGUGGCUCCCAUCGCAGGUGAGACAAAGGUCUGGCAGUACAUUACCUUGAUGAAACGCAUCUACAUGAUUGACUGCCCUGGUAUUGUCCCACCAAAUCAGAGCGAUACAGACGAGGAUCUGCUUUUGAGGGGUAGUGUACGCGUCGAGAACGUCGAGUAUCCAGCUCAGUACAUCCCCGCUGUACUCAAGCGAGUACAACCAAGACACUUGCAACGGACGUACGACAUUAAAGACUACAAUGACGACGCUGUCACAUUCCUUGAGAUACUCUGUCGAAAGGCCGGUCGCCUCUUGAAGGGCGGAGAGGCCGACAUUGACGGCGCAGCGAAGAUGGUUUUGAAUGACUGGAUACGUGGAAAAAUUCCAUGGUUCACACCGCCUCCAUUCACUGAGGGUCACAAUGCAGAUGAACCUGUCAAGGCAGACCGCGACGGACGACUCGGGGAGAUGAGCAAAAAGAGGAAACGUGGUGGCGAAAGUGAAGCAACAGGCAGUGUAGCAGCCGCUACUGAUGUAACGGGUGCAGAUCAAUCAGAAGCUGACACCGACGACUUUUCGGGCUUCAGUGAUGAUGACGAGGACGAUUCGGAGGGUCUCGAACUUGACGGAGAUGAAGUCGACGAUGAAGAUGAUGAGGAGGGCGGCACGCUUCUUGAAGCCUCGAUAGCAGACGAUGCCCGUAGCGAGGACGACGCAGAGGUUGAGGAAGAAGUCGCUGCGAUAUCGCAAGCUUUGGCGAAAGCGAAGAAGCGACAAAGAACAGUCUGA